AGCGCGACCCAACAGAAACUAGUUGUAUAGACAGACACAGCUAGGCCUAUUGAUACAGUUCAUGAAUUGUAGGGACGGGGCUUUGUCUAGUUGCAAUUGCAAAAAGUCAUUGAUAAAUACAGUUUAUUCUUCAACUAGGAUGUUAAGCAUUCAAGUUAAUCGUUUUGGAUAAAAUGGGAUGGGAGUUAUCUAGAUCUCGCCUGAGAUCUGAAUCCACAAAGGAUCACCAUGUGUCGGUCAUUGGCUUGAUGUGGACCAGGAAAGGAUCUUCACCUUCUUCUAUGCUGCACUGUCCCUCAGAGACCCAAGCAGAUCUGUCAAGCUAAUCAUUUUCUAUGGAUUAUGGACCUGGCGAAGUGAAACCCCAGAUUUGGGUUUUUGCCUAGUACUACCUGAUCGCAGUUUCCAGAGCAAAAUGGCUUGUAUUGGAAACCAGUCAUGAAAUUUGGGACUGUAAGGUACCUGUACACAGGAUAUGAACGCGCCUAGCCUCUGGACUGAGGACGUAGCGAAUCUUGCUGGAGUAGCUGGCGAACCAAAGGGCUCCAAUCAUCUGAUGCAGUCGGAUAACCCGUUCAACAAGAAACUCCAAGCGUUAAAGAGGCCCAUGGGACCUCCAAACGCCAACGUGCAAGGAACGCCAGCCAUGCCCAAGAUGGGUGUCCGGGCGAGGGUGUCGGACUGGCCCCAGCGAAAGGACAGCUGGGAGUCACAACCUCCACCAGGCUAUGACAGCCUGGUGCCGACCUUCCAGAAGGGACCGUCAAAUCAUAGCACAGAGGUCACCCUCCAAAAGAACCAGGAGUUGCCCAGUGCCGAGUUCCCAGAGACCAAGUAUCCGCUGUGUGACCUCCUGAGCCACUCCCCCAUGAAGGGCUUCCCUGGGAUCAAGAGGAGCAACAGCGAGGUCACCAUUAGUGACAUCGGCGCCGAGGACUUGGAUCACACCACCAUCAACCCCAACACUGGGGCCACCUUGCGCCGUGAGUAUGGCAGCACGUCCUCUCUCGACAAGCAGAGUCUGUCCGGCGCCAGCAAAGACCUUGUGGGAACCCUGAGGGGCUACCACAUGGAGGACCGCUCGGACCAACCCAGCGUGCCUCCUCCACAGAGUUUCCCGGAGCUGCUGCGUCUCAACACCACCCUUUCACCCAGCCUACAGACGGCCACCCAGAUCGCGCGAGGCGACAUUGUCUGCAUCCCGGGCUACGACUACGUGGACAGCUCCCUGCUCUACAGCCGUGAGCGGGAGAAGUCCUUCAUCCAGCGCAUGAAGGCGGAGAAGGCCGACACCUCCAUCUUCCGGAGGCUGCGGAAUGUGAAGAGCGAGGGCGAGUACCUGGACCAGGAGGACGGAGGGCGCUUCGGAAGGCCCCUGAGCUUCCAGAAGUGCUUCGCCCACUACGACGUGCAGAGCGUCCUCUUCAACAUCAGCGAGGCGGUGGCCAACCGCGCCGACCUGGGUCGCAGGAAGAACACUACCACUGGGGCAUCGGCCGCCUCUCAGUGCCAGGCGCCGGCUUCUGGGCUGGGAGACAGCGCCACGACUAUGCCCAUCUGUGAGUCACCCGUAGGCAGCUGCGAGGACCUGGGCCACAAGGCCAGCAUGGACGCAGAUGAAGGGGAUGGGAAGAGCAAUACCCUGGUGCUCAGCUGCCCGUACUUCCGUAAUGAGACUGGUGGCGAGGGCGAGAGGAAGGUGGCCCUGAGCAAAGCCAGCAGCGCCAGCUAUGGGAGUGGAGACUAUGCUGCUAACUAUGGGGUUGGAGGACAAGGCUACUCUGUGGAAUCAUCGCUCAGCACCCGGUGCACCAACGCAGGGGUGUCGGUGCUCGAGGUGCCAAGGGAGAGCCAGGCUUUCCACAGGGACAUGUACAAGCGCUAUAUAAUCGAACACAUUGACCAGGGGGCCUACUACUACCACAAGUACUUUUACAAUAAAGAUCACCAGAACUACUUUGGCACGGAUGAGAACUUGGGCCCCGUGGCGGUCAGUAUCCGCCGGGAAAAGCUGGACGAGGGAAAGGAGGGAGCACAGUACAACUACCGGGUCACCUUCCGGACUAGCGAGCUCACCACUCUCCGAGGGGCCAUCCUGGAAGACGCCGUGCCCUCCACCGCCAAGCAUGGCAUGGCCAGGGGCCUACCGCUGAAGGAGGUGUUGGAGUAUGUGGUCCCAGAGCUCAACAUCCAGUGUCUCAGGCUGGCCAUCAGUUCGCCCAAGGUCCCUGAGCAGCUCCUCAAGCUGGACCAACAGGGGUUGAGCUUCCAGCACAAGGUGGGCAUCAUGUACUGCCAGGCGGGCCAGAGCACCGAAGAGGAGAUGUACAACAAUGAGAGUGCCAGCCCCGCCCUGGAGGAGUUCAUGGAGCUGCUGGGCCAGAAGGUCAGGCUGAAGGGCUUCACCAAGUACCGGGCCCAGCUGGACAACAAAACGGAUUCCACCGGAACACAUUCUCUCUACACUACUUACAAAGACUACGAGCUGAUGUUCCACGUGUCCACACUGCUCCCCUACACCCCCAACAACAGACAACAGCUACUGAGGAAGAGGCACAUUGGAAAUGACAUCGUCACCGUCAUCUUCCAGGAAUCUGGUGCUCUUCCCUUCACUCCCAAAAACAUUCGCUCACACUUCCAGCACGUGUUCAUCAUCGUCAGAGUCCACAACCCUUGCACAGAAAAUGUUUGCUACAGUGUGGCGGUCACCAGAUCUAAAGACGUGCCCGCCUUCGGUCCUCCCAUCCCCCAGGGGGUGCUCUUCCCAAAGUCGGCCAUGUUCCGGGACUUCCUUCUGGCCAAGAUGAUGAACGGUGAGAAUGCGGUGCAUAAGUCGGACAAGUUCCGCGCCAUGGCAAUGCGCACGCGACAAGAGUACCUGAAAGAUUUGGCCGAGAACUUUGUAAGCGCCAACCCCGUGGACUCUUCAGCGGCCAAGUUUAGCUUCAUCUCGUUGGGUGUCAAGAAGAAGGAGCGCAGCCGACCCCGGCGGAACGCCCACCUCCAGAGCUACGGGGCAGUCACUUGGGCCGUGGUGGCCCGGGACUUUGGCCAGUCGGCGGACAUUGGCUGCCUGCUGGCCGUCUCCAAUGAGUUUGUGGUGCUGAUCGAAGAGGUGUCCAAGGAGGUGGUGUUCAACUGCUACAGCCGCGACGUCCUUGGUUGGAGCGCAACAUCUGGGAGCGUCCGGCUCUUCUACGAGCGAGGCGAGUGUGUGGUGUUCUCCACGCUGGAAGGAUGCUGGGACGACGUCCGGGAGAUCAUGCAGAGGUUGGAGAUUGUCACCCGGGGCUGCGAGACAGUGGAGGUGACCCUUAGGCGGAACGGUCUGGGCCAGCUGGGAUUCCACGUCAACUUCGAGGGCGUGGUGGCGGACGUGGAGCCUUUUGGCUUCGCCUGGCAGGUGGGUCUCCGUCCGGGCAGCCGGCUGAUGGAGAUCUGCAAGGUGGCUGUGGCCACACUAUCCCACGAGCAGAUGAUCGACUUGCUGCGCACGUCCAACACAGUCAGUGUGGUCAUCGUCCAGCCCCACGAAGACGGUACGCCCAGGAGGAGCUGCUCGGAGAUGUACCGCGUCCCCGUGGUGGAGUACAAGACCAGCGCGGCUGCCGCCUGGCACCGUGUCUCAGCAGCCCCGGGUGGUGGCCCAUCCAUGUCCCGGACCUCCCCCACACAGGGCCCCAGCCCCGGGCAGCAGAUGUUCCAUUACGCCCAGGGGGCCAUCUCCCGCAGCACCUCCUUCGACAGGAAGCAACAGGACGGGACCAGGGUACUGCAGGAAUAUGAGAUCUCCCCUACGGCCUCCUGUAGCAGUCGGGAAGCAGGACAACUGUACUGCAGCUCCCCCAGCAACCAGUCCACGUCCAGUGACCCCGGACCCUGUGGCACCUGGUCCCAGAAGGCGGGAUGCAUUAACGGAUGCCAGUCCCCUGCACUGCUCCUGGACCAGCCGAGCGACAAGGAGGGAGAGGGCCGGAGAGAGAGGGAGCCCAAGCUGGAGAGGACCAGAUCUGCAGAGGCCAAGUGGCACCAUCCCUCCACGAAGAUUCUGAGCACGAGGGAGAGAAGCCAGCCGAGACAAGGAGCAAAGGACUCCCCCGAUAAAUACCGACACUCCGGCUCCAGCCACUCCAGCAGCAACACGCUCUCCAGCAAUGCCUCCAGCGGCAGCAGCGACGACAAGCGCUUCGGCUCUGGUGACCCCAUGGACCCCGAUGCCCUGGGCCUCAUCUACAUCAAGGGCGCAUCUACCGACAGCGGCAUCGACACGGCACCUUGCAUGCCCCCGCCACCUCCCCCUCUACCCGGCUGCAGCGGAGGUGGUGUACCGGGGGUCUCGGCUGGCCGGCCAGUCCCCCAGAAUGCCCGAGGGGAGCAGUGGGUGCUGGAGUACCACGGGACGGGGGGUUACCACGGAGCGGGGACGCCGGAAGGAGGGUUGACGUCACAAGGCUACAGCACCCAGGCCACUUCGGCUGGGCACGUAACGGACGGGAGCCUGGGCGACCUGAGUGAGAUUUCCUCCAUGUCCAGUGGCUCACGGCACUCAGGCAGCCCCUCGGAACGUGGUCCUAAGACCUCCACCUCGGUCGACUCCUCCAAAGUCUACAUCGUCUCCUCCGGCAGCACGGUGACAGGGGCGGGGCUUAAUGAUCCCAUCCACGCCCGCCAAUCACCAGGCAAAGAGUAUCUGAUUGGCUGGAAGAAAGCCGUGGAUGGCUCUCCAAUGGAGGAUCUGGGCAGGCCAAAAGACUACGGGCUGCGGGCCAUGCUGGGUGCAGACAGCCAGCCCAGCCUGACCAGAGAGGACUUCCUGAAGAUGAUGCUGCCCGACAGUUCCCCUGGGGAGGGGGGGCGUGGUAAGAGUCUGACAGGUCCUGGCGGCCUGCCCAUGUCCCCACGGAGGUCCCUGUACCGGACCCUGUCGGACGAGAGCCUGUGCAGCAGCUACAGGAAAACCCUGUCCCUGGUCAACUCUCGGAGCUCUCUCCUGGACCAGGCCCUGCCCAACGAUAUCCUGUUCAGCACCCCCACUGAGCCCUACCCCAGCACCCUGCCACCUCGCAUGAACCUCGGCCACAGCCACGGGGCGCCGCUACACAAGAAUGAGCUGUGGUUCUCUGACAGCUCCCUGGCCGACCGCUGCAAAAUGGCUGAUGGCAGUCUGAUGCCCCUCCCGGAAGCAGUGUCUGGCCUGGACUGGUCCCAUCUUGUUGAUGCCGCAAGGGCUUUUGAAGGUCUGGAGCUCGACAAGGAUGCCAGUCGUCUGGGUGAUAAAGACUGUCCGAAAGACUCACUAGCAGCGGACCAGGGUUCACUCUGCUCCAUGUUGGAUGUGGAGCAGGCCCAGCAGGCCAUGGAGCUCUCCCGUGAGCUGAGUCGAAGGGUGGCUGCGUCGGAGGCUGCCGCUCUGGAGGCAGGGGAUGGCUCUCCUGCUCUGCUCACUGGCAAAGUCAUCCAACUGGAAGAGAUCCUCAGACAGCUUCAGUUCGACCUACGAAAGGAGCAAGAGGACAAGGCCAUGUUGCAGGAGCAGGUCCAGCACUUGCGUCAGGACAACAUGCGUCUGCACGAGGAGAGCCAAACGGCAGCCGCCCAGCUCAGGAGGUUCAGCGAGUGGUUCCUACACUCGGUCGACAACAAGAAGCCCUGAGCGACGACAACAAAAAACACUGACACACACUGCAACAUGGCCGUUAAGUCCACAUUACCUGAGCCGGUGGCAUGUCGAGAGCGGCGAUGGCUACGGUGAUUCAAAGUGAAUAGCCAUCGCAUGAGUGCGAGUUAGCGUGCUAAUGCUAGUAGCAUUGUUUUGAAAUCAAAACCACAACAUGAAUUAGUGUAAAUAUACCAAGGGGCCGAGGGAGGGUAAAGGGAUACAUUUAUAGAAGGUUAAGAUAAAGGGGAGGAAGGGAAGAAUGCUGCAGAUCUCAUGUUUUUGGCUAUUUGGUUAUAGGAAGGAACAUGUGAAUUUCAA
Salvelinus sp. IW2-2015 is the source of this 5977-nucleotide messenger RNA. Its product is annotated as signal-induced proliferation-associated 1-like protein 2. Gene Ontology annotation, cellular component: cytoplasm. Gene Ontology annotation, molecular function: GTPase activator activity; protein binding. The record is from RefSeq and is a predicted model, not a curated record. NCBI's taxonomy places the organism in Eukaryota, Metazoa, Chordata, Actinopteri, Salmoniformes, Salmonidae. Gene Ontology annotation, biological process: regulation of small GTPase mediated signal transduction; activation of GTPase activity.